AUGACCCAUUUUAAAGAAAAAGCCCUGUCCUCCUCCCCGAUCCAACCUGUGUGCUGGUAUAGGAAGGUGGAUGACACCCUUGUCGUCCUCAGAAAGGACAAAUAUCCCACCUCACUACUCCAGCACCUCAACACCCAACAUUCCAGGAUCAAGUUCACCAUGGAGACAGUGAACGACAACAAACUCCCCUUCUUAGAUGUCCUUGUUUCCAGAGACCCCUGCAACAAGAUCCAAACCACGGUCUACAGAAAACCCAUCAAUUCCGACCAGUACAUUCAUUUCAACUCUACCCACCCCCCUAAAACCAAGUCUGGUGUCAUCUCAACCCUCACAAGGCGCGCCAAGAAGAUUUGCUCCAGGAGCGAUGACCUAGAGCAUGAACUUAACCACCUACAACGUGUCUUCACCAACCUCAACCAGUAUCCCACCAAGCUAGUCAAGAGGACCAUCGCCAUCACGCUCCAGGACAAACCCAAACUGACGAAGCAUUAA
Molecule: messenger RNA, 492 nt
Organism: Haliotis rubra (blacklip abalone)
Lineage: Eukaryota; Metazoa; Mollusca; Gastropoda; Lepetellida; Haliotidae
Exons: 1
Coding region: 1-492 (163 amino acids)
Source: RefSeq, a predicted model, not a curated record